Molecule: messenger RNA, 465 nt
Organism: Chaetomium strumarium
Lineage: Eukaryota; Fungi; Ascomycota; Sordariomycetes; Sordariales; Chaetomiaceae
Exons: 1
Coding region: 1-465 (154 amino acids)
Source: RefSeq, a predicted model, not a curated record
AUGUUCGCCAAACUCACUGUUCUCGCCCUUGCGGCUGCCGCCCCCCUCACCUCCGCCCUAGGCAUGGCCCGCGUGGUCAACAAAUGCCCGGACACAGUCCACGUCUGGUCCGUCGGCUCCUCCGUCACCGGCCCCUACGCGCUGGGCACCAAUGGUGGCUUUUACGCCGAGGAGUUCCGCAAGGACCCCGUCACGGGCGGAAAGGCGCUCAAGGUGACCAAGAACGCCGACGGCCUGUACACGGGCGCGCCGCAGACCAUCUUUGCCUACAACCUCGACGGCGAUAAGAUCUGGUACGACCUCAGCGACGUCUUUGGCGAUGCCUUUGUCGGCAAGAAGCUGGUUGUGGCCAGCCAGGAGUCGACUUGCCCUUCGAUCAUUUGGCCCAAUGGCGUUCCGCCCGCCGGCAGCCAGGUCAAGACCUGCACGGCCUCCAAGGAUGUUGUCUUCACGCUUUGCGGUUGA